CCUCCUCCCCGCCGACCGGGGGCCGGCGCUGCGGCGAAGGCAGGAGCGAAGGAGGCGCGCGGCGCCCGCGCUGCUCGGAGCCGGAGGCGCAGCGAGGCGCUAGCCCCAGCCCCAGCCCGGCGGGAGGAGGCCGGUCUCGACCCCCGACCCCGGCAGGCGGCCCUUCCCUGCGCAGCGGUGGCAGCGGCAGGCGGCAUGACGGCGGAGGAGAUGAAAGCGGACGGCGCUCCCUUGGAGGGAGUGGACAUCACCCCCAAGCGGGAUGAGGGCGUCCUCAAGGUUGUCAAGAGAGAAGGCAGUGGGACAGAGUCUCCGAUGAUAGGUGAUAAAGUGACCGUCCAUUACACAGGAUGGCUUCUUGAUGGCACAAAAUUUGACUCCAGUCUGGACAGGAGAGACAAAUUUUCAUUUGAUUUGGGGAAAGGUGAGGUGAUCAAAGCAUGGGACAUUGCUGUGGCGACUAUGAAGGUUGGUGAAAUCUGUCGGAUUACAUGUAAACCAGAAUAUGCCUAUGGCUCAGCUGGGAGCCCUCCAAAGAUACCUCCCAAUGCUACACUGGUUUUUGAAAUAGAACUUUUUGAGUUCAAGGGUGAGGAUCUCACUGAUGAUGAAGAUGGUGGCAUCAUCCGAAGAAUCCGUAAAAAAGGAGAAGGCUACUCCAAGCCCAACGAGGGUGCGCUUGUAGAGAUCCAGUUUGAAGGCCGAUAUGGAGAUCGCGUUUUUGACAGGCGAGAAUUGCGAUUUGAGAUUGGAGAAGGUGACAACUAUGAUCUUCCUCAUGGUCUGGAGAAAGCAAUUCAAAAAAUGGAGAAAUUGGAGGAAUCUGUGUUCUAUCUCAAACCCAAUUACGGUUUUGGAAGUGCUGGGAAAGAGAAAUUUCAGAUCCCUCCAGAUGCAGAGCUCCAGUAUGAAGUGAAACUCAAAAGCUUUGAAAAGGCUAAGGAGUCUUGGGAAAUGAACACAGAUGAGAAGCUGGAACAAAGCUGCAUUGUGAAGGAGAGAGGCACUCAGUACUUCAAGGAGGGGAAAUACAAACGGGCAGCAUUACAGUAUAAGAAGAUUGUUUCAUGGCUGGAGCACGAAUCGGGACUCUCUGAUGAGGAGGAUACAAAAGCCAAAAGCUUGAGGCUUGCUGCCCACCUUAAUCUAGCUAUGUGCCAUCUCAAGCUGAAGGAGUACUCCCAGGCUUUGGAGAACUGCAACAAGGCACUUGAACUGGAUAGCAACAAUGAAAAAGGUCUGUUCCGGCGCGGAGAAGCGCACUUGGCUGUCAAUGACUUUGAGUUGGCCCGGGGAGAUUUUCAGAAAGUGAUACAAAUUUAUCCAAGUAACAAAGCUGCCAAAGUGCAACUGGUAACUUGUCAGCAAAAAAUACGGGAGCAGCAUGAGAAAGAGAAAAAGAUGUAUGCCAACAUGUUCCAAAGGCUUGCAGACAAAGACUUAAAGUCAGCUGCUGCUCUUCAAACCAGCCACAAUGAAGAUGAAGAAAUGAAAGAUGAGCAGAAUGGAGUUGGAGAUAAAUCCGAAGUUGACACAGAAGCAUAAAAACAAACCCUAUUCCAUUAGUUUUGUAAAUGAAAGAAUUUCCAGUGAAUUAGACCUUUAUUUUUUUACGUGGUUGAACAGUGGCUUCGGGGGAGCAGAGGCUGAAGCCACCAUGCUGCAGUCAGUUACAGCUUUGUAUGUCUGUUGGAGAAGCUAAGUGGCAGCAUAAAUCUGGUUUAAUCCUAGGGACUUUAUUUAUUCAUUCAGCCUCUGUUACUGUUUGGGUUCUGUCUGGAUUUACUCUGCUUGGUUUAUCUGCAUUUUGCCAUUGGUGUUUGUCUUCUUCUGGUUCCAGCUCACUUUAAUCCCAGGUUCUGCUUCCUAAAUUUAUUUCCUUCAUUUCUUUCAAGUAAUCAGCCUUUUCCAGGAGUCUGUGAGACUUGAGAACAAAUUGGCGCUCCCAGUUCUUUUGCCUUGGCAUUGUCCCCUUUCUUCCCCCGUUGAGUGUUGUAACCUUUCAUGUAUGCCUCCUCUUUGCAAAUUGCUGAAGAUGAAGACUGUGAAGUCACAGCUAAAGUAAUAAAGCUCCAAUUAAACUCAAGAAAACAGAACUUUUCGUGGGUUUUUAUUGGAAUUUGCACAGAACUAAGAGAAUUUACUAUCCUUAGGUAAAUCAGCAUUUUCUCAUCCACGUAGCUAUACAGUAGCCACAGUAUCUCAUUAUUUUUCUGUGUUGUUCAUUCGUUGCCAUAGAAAAUUCCUCCAAUAAUCAAUAAAGUAUUUACCCAUACAUUUGGAAAAGGAAAAAAUAUGUUGCUGAAAAUUGUACAAAAAGCAAGUCUGUAACCAACGCAUAAAGCUUAUUUUCUGUUCACAUUGUUACCUUCACCUUCCACAAAGUAAAACUGGACCAGAAGAAAACCCAUUUAUUUAUACCUGAAAGUGACUGGCUUUGAAGAGAGAAUAAGUUUAAAUGGUGUAACGCAGUACAAAUACUUCUAAUGCCUAAUGAACUACAAACUCCUGAGUGAUUCUAAUGUCUGCUUAUCCCCAUCUCACAAGAAAGCUAUUACUUGAUAUUCUGCUUCUUUCUGCAGUAUGUUGUGUGUCUUGUUUGGGGGUGGGUCUGCUUUUGGGUUUGGUGUGGCAUUUUUGUUGGGAUGGGGUUUUUUGUUUGUCUGCAGGCAUGGAACAUAGUACUCAAAUCUACCUUCUCUGUUUAUCCUGUUGUGUAGCGUUAAGCUCGGCAUCUCCACUGUCUAUUCUGAGACCCUCUUGCAGCAGGGACACUUUGCCUGCUCUGCAGGAGGAAGGUAGAUAAUCUAUUCCUUUCAGAUACAAAUAUGCAUUUUUUGCAGUGAGAAAGGUGUUGUGUCUCUCCAUGGUGUGGGAGGGGCUGGAAUUCUGUGUAUGUUGCAGAGAGUAUCCCUGUUCUAACAUGAAUGACACCUAAAAUCUUAGCUUGAAUUCCCAAUAUCUCUUGCUGAGAGAGAAGUAAUGUAUAAAUAAAGCACUUAUUCUUAGGGUUGUUAUGGUCUGGGAGGCUGCCAGUACCUACCCCUGCAGGAGCGCCAGUUUGGACGUGGCAGCUGUAUAAUUGAACUGUCACCAAAGCAGUAAGGCCUGCUUGAUGUGCUGUCCUGUCCCCCGGCCCAGGACAACCUGUUUGGAUUGGAGUCCAACCCACCUGCUGCUGGGUAGGAGCUGUGAGCUGCCCCGCUCUCCACGUGGUGUAGUGAUAACCCUGAGUUUCAGUGGGGUGGGCGAGGCACAGAGGAAGAGGCAGGAUAAAAGUGCUUGGUAGGUUGUUGCAUUUAAGGAAAUGCUGGCUUGAUUUGCUUAGGAAAAUCUUAAGUGUUGCCAGGUAAUGCAGGGGCUUUUUAUGAGUUCACACUCUCUACGUAGUGUCAGCCCUGUGCAUACGAAAACUGUUUCGCCGUGUACUAAAGCACGACUACCUUUAAGGGGAAUGUAAUAACCUACAACAAUGUGUGAAGAAUGUCUGUCAACUGAAGGUACAAGAGGGGAUUUCCAGACACACAAGAACGGUAUGGGGGAGCAGGAAUGUCAAGCAAGAGUUCUUUUUCUCCAGCAAGGAAAUAGCUUGAUUUGUUGGGAAUCAUUACUGGAAACAAAAGCCACCGUGGCUGAAACUGUUGUUGCUAUGAAAGUAAGAGUAGGGCCAAGUUCAAAUGAUAAAUUUCUAAUUCUUGAAAGUGUACCAUUUUGCCUUCAUUGUUACUACAUAACAAACUGAAAUAUUUAAGAAUGUAAAUCUACUAAGGACUCUAAACAUGCCCUAUUGGGGCAGCUGAAAGGAGGUUCUGUGCUGUCUUUAAAAAUGGGUCUAGUUGCCAGCAGAAGAUGGCAUGCUAGUGUUUGUAAGUGGUCAUGCAUGUAAACUUCAAAUAUAAACUAUUCAUUAUGUCCUUACAGAAAAAUACGUAAAAUAAACAAUUACAGUACUUUGUAAACCACA
Messenger RNA from Chroicocephalus ridibundus (black-headed gull), 3964 nucleotides. RefSeq names its product FKBP prolyl isomerase 4 (gene FKBP4). The transcript is spliced from 10 exons. NCBI's taxonomy places the organism in Eukaryota, Metazoa, Chordata, Aves, Charadriiformes, Laridae. Bases 196 to 1545 code for a protein of 449 amino acids. Gene Ontology annotation, molecular function: peptidyl-prolyl cis-trans isomerase activity; protein binding. The record is from RefSeq and is a predicted model, not a curated record.